Molecule: messenger RNA, 377 nt
Organism: Corythoichthys intestinalis (scribbled pipefish)
Lineage: Eukaryota; Metazoa; Chordata; Actinopteri; Syngnathiformes; Syngnathidae
Gene: polr2k
Product: RNA polymerase II, I and III subunit K
Exons: 4
Coding region: 103-279 (58 amino acids)
Biological process (GO): DNA-templated transcription
Cellular component (GO): RNA polymerase III complex; RNA polymerase II, core complex; RNA polymerase I complex
Molecular function (GO): zinc ion binding; DNA binding
Source: RefSeq, a predicted model, not a curated record
ACAAGCCGCUUUACUCGGAAGCGUGCGUUACGCUGCGGAAGUGCGCAUGUCCUAAAUAAGUCGUUCCUAAGAAAACGUCAAACGAACCUCACAGGACUCAAAAUGGAGACCCAGCAAGAUGUGCAGCCACCAAGGCAGCAGCCUAUGUUUUAUAUAUGUGGAGAGUGUCACACCGAAAACGAAAUCAAAGCUCGCGAUCCGAUUCGGUGUCGAGACUGCGGCUACAGGAUCAUGUACAAGAAGAGGACAAAUAGAUUGGUUGUUUUUGAUGCUCGCUGAAGCGGAUUGCUGUUGUUGUUUUCUUCUUUUUGUUGUUGUUUGUUUCUUAACAUGUGAAUAAAUGUGGCCAAUCAUUGAUUGGCACACUGAAAAAAUCA